AGGAGAGGUCCAGGAGAACUAGCAGGGACACACUCCCCCUGUCUCUCUUCAUAGAUCAUCCACCAAGGCGAUCAAUGCUAUCUGUGUCCUGUAGCCAGACCUGAAAACAGAUUGGGAUGGAUCCAGAGAAUCAGCUUCAUCCAAGCAACUUCGGAGUUGUGAGGCCACAACUCCAAUGAUGUGGUCAUCAUUGAUCAUUUUAGUUGUUUUACUAGGCCUGUUUACUUGAAUAUAAUAUGGAUAACAUUACUUUUUAUAACUUUAGAUUUUUCAGGGGAAAAAAAUCAAUAUUUAGCUCUCUCUUUAAGGAUGGGCAGGAUUGCUCUGUUGCUCCUGAGUAGCCAUUUAAAAUAAUUAUUUUUCAGGCCUUAAACUUAUGUAAAUAAGUGAAUGGGUACCCUCUCUCUACCAAACAGGACUACACUCCUUGUCAUGCUGAUAUCAACAGCUAUUUUUAUUUGUUGUAAAAUCCACCCCACGUUCAGGUGUUCUUUUGUCAGUUGGUUGCCAUAGCAUUAGCAAUUCUUCCAUAAGCCUGAAAUUCCAAAAGAAGACAGAAGGAGGAGUUCCAGAUCAGAUGGGGAUUAUCUUGUCACCGGUUGUGAAUUCCAGAUCCAGUCACUUUUGGAAGACCAUAAUGGGGAGAAAGAUAGGCUGGAUGGUGUGGUAUGUCGGAAGCUCUACAACCAAGAACAAAUUACUUAUUUAAUAGAUGUCUUUAUUUUGUAUGCGGAUUCCCCAACAACAUGCAGAAUUAACAUUCAGUAUAACCCUCCUCGAAACUCAGAAUGAAAGCAUUGGAAGUGUUAAAUGUUUUAAGGGUCCAAACUACAAACACUUUCUAUGACCAUUUAAGUCAUCAAAUGCUGAGAAGGUUAUGACUUCACCUUUAUCCUGUGGCUUUUGGGUCUUCCAAAAUCAUCAGGUGAAAAUGUUCACAUAAUUAAUAUUCCCUAAUAGCUGCAUAGCAAGCUGUUGUUGAAGAAAGGCAUGGGAAACUGGUCGCUACUAAUAUCUUUGGUCUCCUCCUUCAGGAGUUGAGUUCUAGUAAGUUUGCACCAUAGAGGAAAUAGCUCAUGUUUGCUUUUGUAUUAGAGAAGCACCAAAGACUUAAGUAACAGAGCUGUGUCAAGACAUAGGUAUUCUCUGCCUUUUUUUGCAUUCAUCUGCAUUACUGUUCUCAGUUUCUUGAAUAUUUGUGAUGUGUGGAAUUUUAUCAUAACACUCUCAACCCAAACAAUUGUGGACAGAUGACAGAAAGGUGAGUAGGUGACUUAUUUCCUCUUAAGACCCAAGAAAAGUCCUGCCUUGUAAAGGAGUGAAGGGGAAAGUGUUUCCAUAACUGCAAAGGAAGUCACUCUGUUAAAAAAAAGUAAAACUUUUCUAAAAGUUGUUUAAAACUAUGUCAAUAUAAAUUCUAUAUUUUCAUAUCUCUGAUUAUUUUGCAGUUGAAAAAGAGGCGUGUCACCUGAAGCACUGGAGAUUUUCAAUUCAACAGAAGGAAAGAUCCCAGUGGGGUUCUGGACCUUAUUGAAACACCUGUCUCUCAGGCCUUGAUAACAGAGGAAGGGGCAGAGGUAGCUGGUCAAACAGAAAAACAUGGUGAACAUCACAGAGAUGGCCUGCUAUAACAAGAGGCAGAGACAGACAGGGCCUGAACAGGUAAAUGACCACAUAGUGGCACCGCUGCAUUCUAGAGUGAACGGCUGGUCUUUCCCUCUCCACUCAUUCCAGCUCCUCACCCUGUUGCUGUAUUCAUACUUGGCUAUAGUGAGCUUCGGUAUCUACAUACCUCUUCUCCCAAAUGAAUGGAGGCGUGUUGCCUAUGUUGUGAUUGGCAUAGUUUUUGUGCAUCACUUAAUCACUCAUCUUAUUGCAGUUACUAUUGAUCCAGCAGAUGAAAACAUACUGGCUAAGAAGAAUUAUGAUAAACCUAUGCCACUUUUUGACAGGAGCAAAUUUAAACAUGUUAUUCAGAACCAGCACUGCUACCUCUGUGAAGUUGACGUUGGACCCAAAACUAAACAUUGUAGUACCUGUAAUAAAUGUAUUGCCGACUUCGACCACCAUUGCAAUUGGCUUAAUAACUGUGUUGGAAGCAGAAAUUAUUGGUUUUUCUUCAAUGCUGUGGUAUCUGCUACUGUUGGGAUCCUCUUACUGAUUUUGAUGAUGCUAUAUGUCUUCAUUCAGUAUUUUGUGGAUCCGGCACAACUCCGCACAUCGCCUCAGUUUGAAAGUGUCCGUGGAAAUGCCACUUGGUUGGUAUUUCUUCCUCUUGCCCCAGUAGAAACAACAGCAGUUGCAAUUUUGGCUUUAGCAACAUUAAGUGUUGUUCUGGGAUCAGCGUCUUUCCUCCUUGUUGGACAUUUACUUGCGUUUCAUCUCUAUCUCUUGAGUAAGAAGAUGAAUACAUAUGAAUACAUGACUCAGCAUCGAUCUAAACAGCAUACGAUACAUCAGGAACUGAACUCGGAGACAACAUCAGACCAAACUUGCAGAAUGGAACCAUUACAGGAGUUACCUAAAGUAUGACAACCAGAUAGCAUCAAACCUUCCUCCAUAUCAGGGACACUUCCUAUCUGAUUUUAAUUACCAGGAAGGGCAUCAGGAAUCUCCUCUGGAUAUUAUUUCCCGUGUGUAACAUUUCCCGAAGAAAUGUUCAGUGGACAAUACGUAUUUCUACAGAAUGACUACAGGAUGUACUUGAUCAACAAAGUUAAAAGGAAAAAUUGCAAGUCAGUUGCAACUAUGGUUGGGUCUAAAUUGACUUCUGAAACUGGCUUUUCACCUUUUAAUAUUUUGAACAUUAUGAUGGUGCUAUUUUUAUGGAAGACUGUUCAUAGUCAAAAGUUACAUGUAAAAAACAUGUUUCAUUUUUGUAAAGUUCAGUGUUGUACUCCAGGACUAUCUGAUCAAAUCUGGAUACUGACAUUCUAUGCGGUUUUACACUUAAGGCUGUCCUUUUCAGUAGCUGGCAGUUUCUAUCUCAUACCAAAUGGUUAGAAGAAGAAGGUGGGCAAGAACCGUCAGGAGCAUGCCUGCAUCAUUCUAAUAAUUUGACAUUAUUUAAAAGACAACAUUGGUUUCCACAAACAAAUAGCUGCCCAACCUUGCCUCUAUUUAUGUGGAAUAACUGUCCUUUAUCCUGUUGUACUUCAAGUAGGGAUAUCCUCAACUGAAGAAUCUGCAGAUAUCCAUGGAUGGCCAUGCACAGAUUAUUCUUUUUAUAUAUAAAACCAAUAACAGCUAAAGCUACAAAGGAGUCUGAAGGUAAACAGAAUCUCCCUAUUCUCACAGAGAGACAGUCAAACAUCCAGAAAAUAUGUAGGAGAAGAUCAUGGGUUUUGGAAGAUUCCUGAAAGGGAACCAUUUUAAGAUUACAAGGAACCAGUUUGAGAAGCAAAAGAACCCCAGACGGGGUAUGGAACUGAGAAGAACCAAAGAGGUUUAUCUGAUUUUCCAAAAAUGUAUUUGCUUCAGGCAUUCCUGCAGAAAGUCCUGCUUCAUAAAAUGCCAGCUGGAAAGUUAGUCACUAUCCCAAAAUUAGUUUUGGAAGAAAAUGUAUAAAUGGCCUCCUUCUGAAAUCAUUUCUUACAAAUAAAUUCUAUGAUUUUAUUGCACCUGAGGGACCCUUUUAACAAAGUGAUUGAAGCAAAAUGUAGGAUUCUGUAUGUCCUAUUUUUAUAUCUAAGACUGGGACUUAUUUCUUUGACAUUUACACAGAAGCAUACUUUUGAUUUGCACUUUUUAUGGGAGAUGGUUCUUUUUUCUUUAGGCGCCUAGAGGUUCUGUAGGGGAUAACAUUAGAAAAAUAAAUGCAUUCAUUUUUUAAUCUUCAUUCCUUUAAUAUGAAUUAUUUAAAAUAAAAAUUAACUCUUGAAAUAUUGAAAUGAAAAUUACUUAUAAAAUUUGUGUUGCAUUGUAACAAUUGUAUAUUGUAAAAUGUCUGGCAAGGAAUGAAACAAGUCCCUUCAAAGGAAAGUAAUUAUAUGAGACUCUAUUACUAUUAUAUUAUAUAAGAACAAUGAUCCCUUGGUUUUGAUUCCAAGACAUCCAAUGAAUACCAAAAUUUGUGGAUGUUGAAGUGACAUAAUAUACAAUGAUGCAGUAAAAUAUUAUCCCUUAAAUAAAACGGAAAAAUUAA
Messenger RNA from Anolis carolinensis (green anole), 4144 nucleotides. Its product is annotated as palmitoyltransferase ZDHHC11. Gene Ontology annotation, biological process: protein targeting to membrane; peptidyl-L-cysteine S-palmitoylation. Gene Ontology annotation, cellular component: Golgi apparatus; endoplasmic reticulum. The transcript has 9 exons. The coding region runs from base 1600 to 2532 and encodes 310 amino acids. Lineage: Eukaryota; Metazoa; Chordata; Lepidosauria; Squamata; Anolidae. The record is from RefSeq and is a predicted model, not a curated record. Gene Ontology annotation, molecular function: protein-cysteine S-palmitoyltransferase activity.